AUGUCCUCGCCCAUUUGCAACGAAGGAUACCUGUCAUGUGACAUUGAGAAGCAAGACAUAUCCGACUCUGGUCUGCAAGAACUCGAAAAAGACCAUUCAGUCUACACUACAACUACGGAGGUCUCAAGACUCUCCUGGGUUAAUCGGUUGGCCGACAGAGUAAAUGCCGAGACAAAAGGUAUUGACCCUGUCACCGAAUCUGAAAAGAACGACGCAGACAUUAUGAACGCGGCAACGAUGUGGUUCUCUAGCAACAUGGUCAUCUCCGCAUUUUCCUUGGGCUGUCUAGGUAUAUCUGCAUGUGGACUCAAUUUCGGAACUUCCGUUUUGACCAUCUUCUUCUUCACCAUUCUAGGAGUUAUGCCUGUGGCCCUCUUCUCAGUAUUUGGGGUCGAAUUAGGCCUUAGACAGAUGGUAUUGUCCCGGUUCCUCGUGGGAAACAUCACUGCCAGACUCUUCUCUCUGAUGAAUGUCAUAGCUUGUGUUGGAUGGGUUUCUGUCAACACUAUGGCUUCCGCCUCGCUCUUGCACAUGAUAAACCCCAGCGGUAACAAUUGUCCACCAUGGGCCGGAUGUCUGAUUAUUAUCAUGUGUACCAUUGUCGUCACUUUCUUUGGGUAUAGGUUCAUUCAUUUGUACGAGAAGUGGUCUUGGGUUCCGAACUUCACCGUCUUCCUAGUGAUAAUUGCGCGCUUGGCCAAGUCUGGAAACUUCACGAACGGUCCUUGGGGUGGUGGACCCAAUACUGCUGCUGGUGUACUCUCCUUCGGUAGUUCCAUCUUUGGCUAUGCUGCAGGAUGGGCAACAUACGCCUCCGAUUACACCGUUUAUAUGCCAAGACAGACCAACAAGAGAAAGGUAUUCUUCAGUGUAAUGUUAGGCUUGGGAUUACCAUUGUUGUUCACCAUGACACUGGCUUCGGCUGCUAUGGCAUGCACACAGACCAAUAAGAGAUGGGCUGAGUUAUAUGCUUCCCAUUCGGUAGGUGGCUUAUGCUAUGCUAUCUUGGUUGAAGACUCCCUCUGGGGCUUCGGAUCCUUCUGCUGUGUGUUGCUAGCAAUGUCCACUGUUGCAAACAACACGCCCAACAUGUACUCUAUUGCUUUGGGCACACAAUCAAUAUGGGAACCUCUGGCCAGAGUCCCUCGUGUUUUUUGGACUUUGGUUGGUAACUUGGCUGCGCUAGCCAUCUCCAUCGGGGCCUACUACAAGUUCGAGUCUUUCUUGAGCAAAUUCAUGGACUCUAUCGGUUAUUAUAUUGGUAUAUAUAUUGCUGUUUCCCUCUCGGAGCACUAUAUCUACAGACACGGGUUUGUAGGAUACACUGUAUCUGAUUGGAACAGAUGGGAUAAGUUGCCGGUUGGCUACGCCGGUUGCACUGCACUAUUCAUUGGGGCUUUUGGUGUAGCUUUUGGCAUGAGUCAAUCAUACUGGAAAGGCGAAAUUGGAAGGCAUAUUGGGAGCGGUGGCGCAGACAUUGGUUUCGAAUUAGGUGCCGGAUUUGCAUUUAUUGCAUACAACAUCUGCAGGCCUCUCGAACUAAAAUAUAAUGGUCGCUAA
This is a messenger RNA of Kluyveromyces marxianus DMKU3-1042, 1560 nucleotides long. RefSeq names its product cytosine permease (gene FCY2). Gene Ontology annotation, molecular function: nucleobase transmembrane transporter activity. Gene Ontology annotation, cellular component: fungal-type vacuole membrane; plasma membrane. Lineage: Eukaryota; Fungi; Ascomycota; Saccharomycetes; Saccharomycetales; Saccharomycetaceae. The record is from RefSeq and is a predicted model, not a curated record. Gene Ontology annotation, biological process: transmembrane transport; cytosine transport. The transcript has a single exon. The coding region runs from base 1 to 1560 and encodes 519 amino acids.